AUGCCUGCGUGCCGAGUCCUGCUGGCAGCGGAGCCGUGCGCGGUGGUGGUCGAAAAGGCCGAGGAUACCGUCGAGAUGUGGGCAGCUGUGUGGAGCAAAACGGUGCUGUUAUUCGUGAUGGGGGUCUUAGGGUCUCACUGUGACUUCCUCCGUCAGCUGCGGUCUGCCUGGCAGAAAUGCCUGCGCCUGCAAUUAAUCACCGUGAAGCUGCUGCCUCAUGCACGGAUUGCUGCUCAAGCUGAUGUGCAGGAGCCACUUAGGGCUGGUGCCCUUCCUGGUGUCUCAAGUCAGGCUGAAGUUGUAGAGGCCUCAAGUGAGAUCCUCAGGUGGUCUUCAGAGAGGACGUGCCAAUUAAUCCUUUUUUUCCUUCUUCUUGCCUUUCUUAGGAAACUACUGGAAGAAUGUUGUGACCCUGGCCAGCUCUUUGCCAUGACAAAGCAGAACUCCCCCAUGGGAAAGAAUCUCUGGUUUGACGGGGAAUUGUUAUAUUCUUUCACUAUUGAUAAUGCAACUUACUCGCUCUUCCCACAGGCUACCCCCUUGCAGCUGCCGCUGAAGAAAUGCUCCGUGGUGGGAAACGGUGGCAUCCUGAAAAGGAGCGGCUGCGGCCGGCAAAUAGACGGAGCCGACUUCGUCAUGCGGUGCAACCUUCCUCCUCUAUCCCGUGAAUACAGCAAGGAUGUUGGAUCUAAAACCCAGCUGGUGACUGCAAAUCCCAGUAUAAUUCAGAAAAGGUUCCAGAAUCUGCUUUGGUCCAGGAAAGCGUUUGUGGACAGCGUUAAAGUGUAUAACCACAGCUAUAUCUACAUGCCAGCCUUCUCCAUGAAGACAGGGACAGGGCCCUCCCUCCGUGUCUACUACACCCUGCAGGACUUUGGUGCCAAGCAGACGGUGCUUUUCGCCAACCCCAAUUUCCUGCGUGACAUUGGCAAGUUCUGGAAGAGCAAAGGCAUCCACGCCAAGCGGCUUUCCACGGGACUCUUCCUGGUCAGCGCUGCCCUCGGCCUGUGUGAGGAGGUCACCAUUUACGGCUUCUGGCCCUUCUCGGUGGACCUGCGUGGGAAGUUCAUCAGCCAUCACUACUACGACAACGUCUUGCCCGAUUCCGGCUUCCACGCCAUGCCGGAGGAGUUUCUACAGCUCUGGUUUCUUCACAAAAGCGGUGUCCUGAGAAUGCAGCUAGAACAGUGCAAGGACCCUUUAGUCCAGUCUGCUACCUAAGGAUUGGAGGGGUCAGCUGGGAGACCCAACAGUUUUUACUUCUCCUGUCCUCCAGAAAGAGGGCUCUGUUUUCUGUUGAUCCUUUUUAAAGGGAAGAAUAACUGUGGAUUUGUGGAUUUGCAUGGACCAUAAAAAUGCUACUUGAAGGCCAAACGGAAAACAUCCUUAAUGUACAAUGUUUUACGGAACUGGGCUGAGGGGAAAAGAAUCUCUCCAUGGAGUCCAUUCGGACGUAUUGUGAAAACAAUGUCAAAAGUGACACAGCGGAACUUUCUGGGUGAUGUUUUUAAAUGACCAAUGUAAAAGGGCAUUAAGACUCAGAGAGAAACAGGGCCACCCACGAGCUUUUGCUGACAGUGCCAAAUAUGACUGUCUGUUCAACAAUCCAUUUCAUUCCAGAUUGGCACCUCAUACGAUUUCUUACCCUUUUCCUUUCUU
Molecule: messenger RNA, 1659 nt
Organism: Tinamus guttatus (white-throated tinamou)
Lineage: Eukaryota; Metazoa; Chordata; Aves; Tinamiformes; Tinamidae
Source: RefSeq, a predicted model, not a curated record